AGUGAAAGCCGCCGCGCCCGCUCAAAUGGCCGCCUCUCGCGAGAAUCAACGCUCCAAAUCCCGCGAACGCUGAGCCUCGUCCGAUAAAAAUGUGGUCAUCGAGAAUGUGUCACGCCAUCGACGAGGCUGCAUUCCGCGCUGACGCUUCGCAUCGCACCCGAAAGCCGUUGCAUCCUUCCCUCUACGAUGCCAUCGACACUCUGCCUUUUUCCACUCCACGCCUUGCCUGGUCAUUUGCCACAUGCCACAAAUACGACGCAGCAAGACGCCUUGUGUCGACGGCGUAAGAAGCGUGUCUGGACCGUGCCGUGUCAACUGCGAACACUCCUGGCCUCUGCACCGCCCGCACGUUGAGUCACUUGACCGGCAGAGCAGGUCGAAGAUGCCUUAUGCCGGCCUCAAUUGUCGCCUUUGUAUUCUCGGAAUCCCUACGGGUCUGACGUACGUUAACUUUCUGAAUAGUAGUUCGCACCUCCAUGUGCUACCUGCGUUUUCGUCUCUCCGCAGCCGACGCCGUGCCACCCUCUGCCGAAAUCACAUCAUUGGGCACGAGUGCAGGGCAGUUCGCCGUCAUCAUCCCGCGAGGACAUGCCCUUCGUGGCGCGGGUCUUCGUCAACUAGCAGCCUUAUGUGCCGCUGCCCUCUGCAGCCCUACGAUGCGGCUCUUCCAUUGUGCCGAAGUGUGGUCCUCACGAGGUCUAUGCGCCCUACUUCUCCCGGCGUGCUCCUCUCACAAUAGAUCAUAUGAUGGAAAGAUAGUUCACUGUCGACCACGCGCCCUGCCAUUUGUGACGACGACGACGCCUAGGGCGAGCGAACAGGAAGCUGUGCGAGCAAAUCGUCGUGUGAUUGAGCCCUGCUCGCCAGCAUGACCACACGGGAGAACGCCCCACGAGGCUCCCUCGGAUGCUCGUUGUUCGAGCGAGGCCGUCCGAACGGCGUAUAUAAGGUCUUUUGUGCUCUGGCAAGUGAGUGUCACGUUCC
This is a messenger RNA of Neohortaea acidophila, 984 nucleotides long. RefSeq lists its product as uncharacterized. The record is from RefSeq and is a predicted model, not a curated record. NCBI's taxonomy places the organism in Eukaryota, Fungi, Ascomycota, Dothideomycetes, Mycosphaerellales, Teratosphaeriaceae. The transcript has a single exon. The coding region runs from base 242 to 739 and encodes 165 amino acids.